AUGAAGCGCAGUCAGACACCAAUUACCGCUUUUUUUGAGCGCAAGCAAGCGCGCCGCAUCAGCAUCGAUUCCAUCGACACUGAUAGCGACAAUAAUGAAGACACUCCUUUCUCCGCUUCUAAUGCUCAUCGGCCCAAUCACGUCGAAAAUUUGAUUACAGAAAAACAAAAACAAGAUGAAACUAAUCCAUACAAUAGGAAGCACAAUGCUACGACGCGUAGACGGACCCGCGAGGAUCUAUUGGGAAUUUUGCAACGUCGUGAACUUGUGGGCUGCAUCUUAAAGAUACAAAUAGGGAGUAAAAGUCAAGAUCAACGGAGGAGUUUUGCUGGCAGCUGUUUGAACCUUGGACAGAAAUGGAUAGAGAGCAACAAAAUACAAAUUGAAGAUAAAGAAGAGAAGACCAUGACGAAUAUUAAAUUACAUCCGAUCCAUACAAUAUAUACGCCAUUUGAAGUGAAGCGUAUUCGCUGGAACCCAGUGGACGAGGACGAAAUUGCGUGUUCCUUCACGAAUCGCAACGAAAUUUAUGUUUUCAACUUGCGCAAGUUUCCGAGCAAACCUCACAAAGUUCUUAAGAGCUCGAAUCAGCCUUCGAGUGGGUACAAUGACUUUUUCUAUUUUUCUACAUCAGGAAUAAUUUCGUCGCAGAAAGAGCCUUCGAGAGAAAAGUCAAGCUUGAAAUCUGUGAGCCUAAUUGCUGGUGAUACCAAUGGAGCAGUUCGGAUGUGGAACCUUCAAAUUCCGUUACGACCAGUUUGGAGUUUCCUUGCAGGCUCGCUACCAAUCAAUGCUUUGGUGCUAUCUGCCAAUAAGCAAUUUUUAAUAAUUGGUAAUGAAGCUGGAAUGCUCAUGACGUACGACAUUCAACGUAAAGUUGUACCGGCCUUCGGCUCCAAGCCUGUGCCGCAGCGAAAGGUAGCAUUAAAUGUUAUGGAAUUGAUUAAACCGUAUUUGUCGCCCGCAUUAAUUGAAUUUGGUUUGCUCUCAAGCCGGUAUGGGUCUCCUGGCAUCAUGUCGAUGCGUCUAGUUCCACAAUCAGAGACGCAAGUACUGUGUCAGCUGCGUAACGAUUGGGUGGUUGUUAUCGAUUAUCUUUGUGGGUUUAUUGUAAAGUUGCAUACAUCAAUUCGAGGUCGAACGUUUAAGAAAGUUUUGACGACAAGAUCCUCUCCAUCCAUGCUUUCGACACUUUCAACGAGUGAAAACCAAAGUGAUACUCUGCCUGGGUCACGACGUAAUUCGUGGCUUUCGUGUCAUCGAUGCGCGGGCGCGCUCCUUUUUGACAACUCAAUCAUGUGUUCGGGGAGUCACGAUGCAACAAGUUUAGACAUGAUCGAUUUGCGCCAGCUUUAUCGUGUGGAGCCUACUACAUCAACAAUAAAAGAAAACGUCGAUGAAGGAAAUCCAGCAAAGCUCGGCAAUUCUCAGCUUCAACCAGUUGAGCGACUCGAUCGCUUUCGCAUCUCCACAAACAAUUUUAUUACUGCUGUAGCUGCGCAUCCGAAUCAACACGUGGUAAUAUGUGGUGGGAAAAGUAUGGAGUUACAGAUCAUAGGUGUUAUGGGCCAACUCGAAGAAAAAUAUCUGCUCAAAUAA
Molecule: messenger RNA, 1599 nt
Organism: Plasmopara halstedii
Lineage: Eukaryota; Oomycota; Peronosporomycetes; Peronosporales; Peronosporaceae
Product: WD40/YVTN repeat-like-containing domain
Exons: 8
Coding region: 1-1599 (532 amino acids)
Molecular function (GO): protein binding
Source: RefSeq, a predicted model, not a curated record